AUGAAGCUUUGGCUUGCACUUUCCAUCCUGCCUUGUGCCCUGGGAGCCUUGCUCCCUCGGGCAGAGGUACCUGCUCCGCUCAUUCGGGUAAAUGCAGAGUUGAUCAGCGAUGAGUACAUCGUGGUACUCCAUCAGGGUUACACCUUGAGGCAACAUUUCAACCAAAUCGGGCGAGACUUGGAUACCAAUGCAACCUUAUUCUAUCCAAUUGACUCCAUCAAUGGGUAUCGUGCCAAACUUCCCCAUGACCUUCUUCAUAAUCACAUCCGGUUUGACCCAGGUGUCGAGUUUGUCGAACAAGACCAGACGAUCAGCCUCAUCAACCCCGUCGCUGCGGGUGAAGAUAAAGUCCCCGAAAGCGACUUGGGCCAAGAGAAGCCUGGAUUUGUCCAUGCCCCCUUGAAUCGUCUGCGUAACUUCCGCCGAGACAACUGGUGGCACUGGCAGAUCAACCACCGAAGCGGUGCAUGGUAUGAUGUUCAAAAGACGUACGGAAAGAAGCACAAUUCCAUGUGGUGGUGGACAAAACAGAGAUGGCAGGUUUUGGACGGCGCUGGAGUAGGUUUUACCUAA
Messenger RNA from Fusarium graminearum PH-1, 573 nucleotides. RefSeq lists its product as uncharacterized. The transcript is spliced from 3 exons. The record is from RefSeq and is a predicted model, not a curated record. The coding region runs from base 1 to 573 and encodes 190 amino acids. NCBI's taxonomy places the organism in Eukaryota, Fungi, Ascomycota, Sordariomycetes, Hypocreales, Nectriaceae.